GCGUACAUUCCGUUCAAUUUCUGAACGGAAAACCCGCGUUCAAUGAAUGCGAGGUUUCACAGUAAGGAGUAGAGAAGAGGAGAAGAGAGAUCGCCAGAGAUAGGAGGAAGAGAAGAGACUCGGACGCAAGGAAGAUUUCACGAUCAGGUAGAGGAGAAGAGAGAUCGUCAGAGACAGGAGGAAGAGAAGAGACGCAAGGAAGCAGAGGAGAAGGUGAUGCUGGAGAAAAAAGGAUAAGGAUGCAUUUAUUAGCCGGAUGGGAGAAGAGGUGAAAAAUAGUACCAUGAGGCUUGUUUGUGAGUCAGUGCUUGGCAGGAAGGUCGAUCUUCCGACGCAUACGGAUCCCAAAGAACAAGAGAUCACCAAGUUACGUCGUGAGCUGGAAGAGCUGAAGACGAAGAAUACUGGCGAUAACAUGCAAGAAGACGUCGAUCGGCUAAGGAAGGAGAAAAAAGUCUUGAUGAGGAGGCAGGAGCAGAAAAAACUAAAGCAAGAGAUUGCGGAGUUGAAGGCAAAGGGGAAGAAGAUCGAGGAAGGCAAGCCUUGGGAGGCGGGACUCGAUAGCCUUAGGAAGGAGGUGGAAAAACUACAUUCACUUCAGUCGCUACUGGAGAAGAAAAAUGAGGAACUGGUGGAGCUCAAACAUGCGAGUACCCAUCCGGAGAAGCGUUUCGAUGAUCUGUUGCAGGAUGUUCGCUCCAUUAAGAGCGCUGGCAAGCGGCCUAUGGAGACGGUCACCGAGAAGAGUCCGCCUACUGAGCCACCUAAGGACAAAGUUAGGGUGGACCCAACAACUACGACCAUGUACACUCCUAAAGACAUGGAGACAUUACGUAAAGCCUACAAGGAUGCGCUGGAAGGUAAGCAUAUGGCCCAGAGUGAAGCUGAGUUUUUCAAGCAGCGCCUUAUGAAGAAGCUGACCCCGGUCCCGAGAUCGAAGCGUCCCACGCUCACCAGAAGAACGACUCCGCGAAACCUCCGGAUGUCACUGAGCCGCAGUCUGAGCGAGGCGGAGGGCCAGAACCUGGAUUCUGGCGAAAAAGACGAGACGGGGGAAGGUGAUGAGCAGACCACCGCUUCAAAGGAUGUGGCGAUGUUGGAUCGGUUGGUUCAUAAACGAUGGAAGGAAUUGCGGAUAGCGAAGAAGGUCGAUCACAAGGCCUUAUGUGAGGAGGAAGUCAUCACGUAUAUAAAGAUUGACCAAGCACGCAUGGACAUAGCAGAGAUUCGAGCUCGGGGGGACUUUGAUCAUUUGAGGAAGGAUCCGAGAAUUGGACUCGAUGAAGAGGACCUAUGUGACACCUGCGGCCUAGGCCACGGGCAUUUCGGCCGCUGCGGCCGAAAAAGUCGGCCGCGGCCGCAGUCGAUGACGCCAAGUCCGCGACCUAUUUUUUUAAUAUCCCCCCCCCCACAAAAAAAAAAAACGUAAAAAAACAAAACAAAAAAUAUAGGGGUUU
This is a messenger RNA of Chara braunii, 1457 nucleotides long. The record is from the annotation of a GenBank genome assembly. NCBI's taxonomy places the organism in Eukaryota, Viridiplantae, Streptophyta, Charophyceae, Charales, Characeae.